This is a messenger RNA of Spodoptera frugiperda (fall armyworm), 4493 nucleotides long. RefSeq names its product RNA helicase aquarius. Lineage: Eukaryota; Metazoa; Arthropoda; Insecta; Lepidoptera; Noctuidae. The record is from RefSeq and is a predicted model, not a curated record. Gene Ontology annotation, molecular function: helicase activity; mRNA binding. Bases 120 to 4445 code for a protein of 1441 amino acids. Gene Ontology annotation, cellular component: catalytic step 2 spliceosome. Gene Ontology annotation, biological process: mRNA splicing, via spliceosome. The transcript is spliced from 27 exons.
CCAAAGUGCCGGUGGAUGUCAUUUAUGUCAGUGGACUGGUGUUUGGUAGUUGUUUUGUCAUAUUUUGUUUACAAUCUUGUGAACAGUAAUAAAUUGUGUGGUACAAAAUAGUAUUCAAGAUGAAAGCAGAAACUGCACCACCUUCUGAUAAACCUAAAAUACCGUUGCCGACGCUUUCUCAGAUCAAUGCCGAUCGAAUAACUCAGCUUGCUAAUCAGUACUGGUCGCCACAAACCAAGGAGAGCCACCUACCUUAUGAUGCUUCAAUCGUGGAGUCAAUCUAUCAAGCAGAAAUACUUGGAUCCCAUUUCUCAGUACGUCGGAUCAUGAUGCUGGAGUUCUCCCAGUACCUGGAGAACUACCUAUGGCCACACUACAAGGCGGGCGAGGCGUCGCCAGCGCACAUGAUGUCUAUCAUCGUCAUGAUCAACGAGAAGUUCCGUGAACGUGUGCCCGCUUGGCAGGCAUUUCUGAAGCAGCCGGAACAUUUCCCAGCGUUCUUCGAGCAAGUCCUGCGCGCCAGUGUGGAAGAUGAUCAGACCACUAGUAAUAUGCGGGAACAGACGGCUCUGUUGCUAUUCCUGAACCACUGCUUUGGUAGUAUGGAGGUGCAACUCUGUCGAGACCAGGUGAAGAGGCUCGUCUCACUUAGUAUGUGGAUCAGUUUACAAGAAGGUCGCAGAAACCAAGAAUUCAAAAUAGUGCCAAAAUGGCGGAAAUAUUGGCGCGCAAUUCAAAAGAAGGACAAGCCAGAAUUGUUGGAGAAACUGAACUGGGAGAGACUGUAUCUGCAGAGGCUGAUGAUUAAGUUCAUGAGGAUACUUGAGGCUAUUCCUGAAGUUGGGGAUAUUGAUGCUCAUGCCGUGAGAUACUGUGAACGAUUCCUGGAGCUGAUGAUAGACCUGGAAGCUCUGUUGCCGACGCGGAGAUUCUUCAACACAGUCAUGGACGAUUGUCACUUGGUGGUUCGCAGUCAGAUGGCGCCACUUACACGCAGACCUGAAGGACAGCUGUUCUGUCAGCUCUUAAACAUGCUCAAAUUUUAUGCAAGAUUCGAAAUAAGUGAUGAAACAGGAGAUCCUAUGACAGAUAGAGACAUGACUUUACAACAUUAUUCCAGAAUAACUUCACUUCAGAAAGCAGCAUUUUCUAAAUUCCCGGAUCUGCGUUUAUUUGCCCUUGCAAAUGUUGCUAGCGUUGACACCCGAGAGUCAUUGCAGAAACAUUUUGGUAAUUUAAGUGAAAAUGCACUUCGCGCUAUCGCUACGUAUUUGAAUCUCGUACCACCUGAAGGAAAAGAAAAUGAAGCUCCUUGGCAUCGAUUAGACAAACCGUUCUUAAAGGAGUUAUUGAUCUCACGACAUGAACGCCGCAUUUCACAACUAGAAGAAUUGAAUACCAUGCCUUUGUACCCUACAGAGGAAGUCAUAUGGGAUGAAAAUGUAGUCCCGACAGAAAUCUAUAGUGGGGAAAAUUGUCUUGCUUUACCCAAACUGAAUCUGCAGUUCCUUACUUUACAUGAUUAUUUGCUGAGAAACUUCAACCUGUUUCGUUUGGAGAGCACGUAUGAAAUCCGUCAAGAUAUAGAAGAUGCUGUAUAUCGGCUGGCACCGUGGCGUGCUGAAGAUGGGAGCGUAUAUUUCGGUGGCUGGGCUCGAAUGGCGCAUCCCAUAACGAGCUUCGCAGUAGUGGAAGUGGCUAAGCCCAACAUUGGAGAAAAAGCACCCUCAUGUGUAAGGGCUGACGUUACAGUCACCCUCAGCGUUAGAAAUGAGAUCAAAUAUGAAUGGGAAAGCUUACGCAAACACGAUGUGUGCUUUUUGAUCACUGUGCGGCCAACACAAGGCAUUGGUACGUAUAGGGGAAGUCAGCUCAAAGCGGCCACCUUAUUCGUCCCAAGAAGCCUGCGCUGUUUUUCUCUUGUAGAUGCCUCUGGUAGAGUCAUUGAGGAGGGACCCGAGCCCAGGCCUGAGCUCGAAGGAGAUUCCAGAACAUUCCGAUUGCUACUCGACCCUAACCAGUACAGGCUUGAUCUAGACCAUGCCAGUAAAGGCAAUGAGGAUGUAUACGAAACUUUCAAUAUAGUAAUGAGACGCAAACCUAAAGAGAACAACUUCAAGGCCGUGCUGGAGACGAUACGAGAGCUGAUGAACACAGAGUGCGUUGUGCCCGAGUGGCUCCAUGAUAUCGUUCUAGGUUAUGGGGACCCAGGACAAGCUCAUUAUACCAGAAUGCCCAACGAGAUACCGACACUGGAUUUUAACGAUACAUUUUUAGACAUGGAACAUCUUCGAAACAGUUUCCCCGGCUACGAGAUAAAAGUGCAGACAGAUGACCCUAGAAAAUUAGUCAGACCAUUUAAAGUAACGUUCGAGAAUGUUCUCCAGAAACAGCAGAAUGGUGGUGAACCUAUGGACGAGGACGAACCUCGGAAGGUGAUCCUUGUGGAACCUCACGUCCAGCCUAAGAGAGGACCCUACCUAUGCAAUGAACCUAAAAAAAAUACUAUACCUUUCACGCCUACCCAAGUUGAAGCUAUCCGGUCUGGAAUGCAACCUGGAUUGACCUUGGUUGUAGGUCCACCGGGGACAGGUAAGACGGACGUGGCUGUACAAAUAAUAUCAAACCUGUAUCACAAUUUCCCAUGGCAACGAAACCUGGUGGUUACCCACAGUAAUCAAGCUCUAAAUCAGCUCUUUGAGAAAGUAGCAGAGUUAGAUGUGGAUGAAAGGCAUCUGCUACGUCUCGGGCAUGGUGAGGAAGCCCUGCAAACUGACAAGGAUUUCUCCAGGUAUGGUCGUGUAAACUACGUCUUAGCAAAGCGCUUGGAACUUUUGGAGCGCGUAGGUAGGCUACAGAAGACCCUGGAGGCUGGUGAGGAUGCCGGAGCCACCUGUGAACUGGCCCACCACUUCCACGUGUAUCAUGUGCGGCCAAGAUGGGAGACUUUCCUCGCUAAGUGUGCCCAAGACCAGAACAAGUCCAUAGAGACAAUAAGCAAGGAGUUUCCGUUCCAUGAGUUCUUUGACGAUGCACCCAAGCCUUUGUUCCCUGGAAAAUCUUACGAAGAAGACAUGGAAGUCGCUCAGAGUUGUUACAGAUACAUUGAUCAUAUUUUCGAGGAACUUGAAGAAUUCCGUGCAUUCGAACUGCUUCGAUCAGGGUUGGAUAGAUCGAAAUAUUUGCUUGUUAAGGAAGCAAAAAUUAUAGCUAUGACAUGUACACAUGCAGCACUUAAGAGAUCUGAAUUGGUACAAAUGGGCUUUAAAUACGACAACAUAUUAAUGGAAGAAUCAGCCCAAAUUCUGGAGAUUGAGACGUUCAUUCCGCUACUGUUACAAAACCCACAAGACGGUCGGUCUCGGCUAAAGAGAUGGAUCAUGAUCGGUGACCACCACCAGUUGCCACCGGUCGUGAAGAACAUGGCCUUCCAGAAGUAUUGCAACAUGGAACAGAGCCUGUUUACCAGGAUGGUCAGGCUUGGAGUACCUUACGUGGAACUAGAUGCUCAAGGACGAGCUAGACCAAGCAUCUGCAACCUCUACCGUUGGCGUUACCUGGCACUGGGUGACCUUGGUCAUGUGACCCGCCUACCUGAAUACCGAGCCGCGAAUGCUGGCCUUCGAUACGACUUCCAGCUGAUUAAUGUAGAUGACUUCAAUGGAGCAGGGGAGACUGAACCUAGCCCUUAUUUCUAUCAAAAUCUGGCAGAAGCUGAAUAUGUAGUGGCAGUGUUCAUGUAUAUGCGGCUGAUUGGCUGGCCAGCGGACCGCAUCUCAAUUCUUACCACAUACAAUGGACAGAAACACCUCAUCAGAGACGUUAUAGAUAAACGAUGCGCCGAAAACCCGCUCAUCGGACGACCACAUAAGGUAACUACAGUGGACAAGUAUCAAGGUCAACAGAAUGACAUUGCCCUAGUAUCGUUGGUCCGUACCCGUGCUGUGGGUCACGUCAGGGACCUUCGCCGUCUCAUCGUGGCCGCCUCCAGAGCUCGUCUCGGCCUCUACAUCUUCGCUAGAGCCAACCUCUUCAGGAACUGUUUCGAACUACAACCUACAUUCAAUCAGCUCGUGGAACGUCCCUUGGAGUUGGAACUAGUACCGGGUGAACGCUGGCCUGCACAGCGCAGCGCUGCAGCCAACGUGCCGGACGCCAUGACACUACGUAUACGAGACAUGCCACAUAUGGCUCAAUAUGUCUAUGACAUGUACCUUGAACGAGUCAGACAGUGCAAGGACCAAUAUGAGCGUUCUCAAGGCGUAUGGUCAGCCCCGGGAACAUCGCGUGCCUCUCGUCCAGCGCACGCGCCGCCCGCACAACAUGCUCACCCUGGCGCCAAUGACAGUGAUGACGACGAACCAGCCAGUACAGACACCAGUACAGCAUUCCAACCGACAGACAUUGUGAACGAAGUUGAAGAAAACCCCACUGAUACCUCUUAAUUGUAAUUUAAAUAAGCGAACAGUUUAAUAAAGCAACUUUAAUAAUAA